AUGCAAAAUUGCAAUCGUAAGUGCGCUGAACCCUCCAUCCUGAACUUAAUCGUCCUACGAAGCUUCUUGCAGAUCGGCAUAGGCGCCCAGAUCUCUUCCGGAAGUUUCUCAGAGCAAGAUCUCGACUACCGCACAUUCUGGGACUUUCUCCUUGCCGGCGGAGAAUCGUACCAGCCCAUAACACCGGAUCUUUUUGAGUACAGCGGCUUCCCCGUCCUCGACAAGAUCCAGUUUCCCGCUGCCGGAGCGUUCCUGAAGAACCCCUCCGGCCUGGACACCCUCGAGUUCGGCAUCAGCGCGAGAGAUGCACGCGCCAUGCCGUUCACCGCGCGUCGCCUCAUGGAGAUGUCCUUCGAGGCGCUCGCGGAUUCCGGGAUUGACUAUCGCAGACGGAGAGUCGGGUGUUACAUGAGCGGGGUGUCAGAUUUCGAAGUCCAGGGUCCACCCGACUGGGACGGCAGCUUCGCCUCGGUGCCAAGCGCGCUGCCGAAUCGAAUCUCCUACGCUUUCGAUCUGACGGGCCCUUCGCUGGAGGUCGACACGGCCUGCAGCUCGUCAUUGACUGCGCUGCAUCUCGCCGCACAGGCGAUCGCGGGUGGGGAUUGCGAGGCUGCUCUGGUUGGAGCUGCCCAGAUCAACCGAGGACCGACUGAAUGGGAGAACUACGUCCGAGGGGGUGUGCUCAGCCGUGAUGGGACUACCAAACCAUUCGAUGCUGCCGCAGAUGGCUUUGGCCGUGGAGAAGGUGCAAUUGUUGUCGUUUUGAAAUCAUUGGAAGACGCCCUGCGUGACCACGACCACAUUUACUCCGUGGUGACCGGUAGCGCCAUCAACUCGACCGGCUCACACAUGCCUUUGAACGUCCCCAGCGGAAUCGCCCAGCGACAGUGCAUCGAGGAAGCGUACCAACGCGCUGGAAGGAGUGUCCUGGAUGCCGACUAUGCCGAACUGCAUAUCACGGGCACGUCAGCCGGAGACCCCAUCGAAGCGAACACAGCGGGCGAGAUUUUCGCGCAGAAAGACCAGCUGGUGGUGGGAAGUGCGAAGGGAAAUGUGGGGCACCUAGAAUCUGCCGCGUUUCUUGUCUCACUGCUCAAGUCGUCGUUGAUCCUCGAGCACAAGCUCAUUCCGCCCACGGUCAACUUCCGUACCCCAUCAUCCGCGAUAUCAUGGGAUCGCUUCUCCAUCCACGUCCCGGUUGUGCCCACACCUUUACAAUCCAAGGACGGUUCCGGACACUCCGUCAUCUCGAUCUCGUCCGCCGGCAUCGGUGGAUCGACGAGUCAUGUCAUCCUAGAAUCUCCACCACCCCGAACCGACCUCUGUACUGCAACUCUCUGUAAUGAGGGUAACACAAGCUCCGUUACGUUCAUCGUAGGGGGGCUUUCGCCCCGCGCAGCGACCCAAAUCUCGCAAACCUUGGUCUCCUCCCUCGCAGAUGCCGAUCUCUCAUCUCUCAGGCGCUCUGCUGUUACCCUGACCCGCAGAGCUCGGCAGAUGCCGUGGCGCCUCAGUUUCACCCUGCCGAAAGCGACCCUUCCUCAGCCGACACUGGUCUCCGCCACGAGUCCUCCGAUCGUGUUUAUCUUCAGCGGCCAAGGCCCACAACACAUCGACAUGGCCCGCUCGCUCUUCGCCGAGUUCCCCCUCUUCAGAAAGACUGUGCUCCAGCUGGACGACGUCUUCGCGCGCGAAAUGGGCUACUCGCUCAUCGAGUCGACCGGUCUUUUCGCAGACAUUCAGACACCAGGGUCAGCCCGGACAAAGCUUUCUCCCGACGCGUGGCCCGUGACGAUCACCGUGGCAUCGAUUGCCAUGCUGCAGAUCGCGUUAUUCGACUUGCUCAGCUCGGUGGGUGUCCGCCCUGCCUACAUAGCCGGCCAUUCGGCAGGCGAGACCGCAGCGCUGUACGCAUCUGGGGCGGGCCCGAAGGAGAUGGCCUUCGAAAUCGCGCUGGCCCGAGGGCUUGCCAUGUCUGUGACUGAGAGCCAGGAUCGGGGUAUGGCAUCCCUGGCAUGCACGAAGGACACCGCCGCGAGGAUCAUCGGCAGUAUCUCGCCCGGUCUGGAGAUAUCCUGCCUCAAUUCCACCACGGGCGUGGCCAUUUCUGGGCUCAGCGCGGACCUCGACGAGGCAGUGCGUGUCGCCCAGGGGGAGAGUGUGUUCGCGCAGCGGAUACGCACAAUGGUCCCCGGCCACUCGUCCUUCAUGGAUCCCAUCAAAGCAGAUUACCUCGCGCGUAUGGACUCGAUCUUCGAACGCUACCCAGGGUCACACGUGCCGCGCAUCCCGGUGUACUCCACCUGCACCGGCGAGCGGCUCGUUAGAGAGUUCACCGCCGAGUAUUUCUGGAACAACUGCAGGAAUCCAGUCCUGUUUGACUCUGCGAUCGGCAACAUCCUGCGGGACGUUCCAGCGCCGGUGUUUGUCGAGAUGUCGUGCCACCCUGUACUCUCGUCAUCAAUCCUCACACACGGGAUUCCAGACAAUACCAUCGUCUGUCCCAUGCGUCGGGCAUCCAAGUCCAAGCCCGGACCCAACGAGCAUCUCGUCUUCACCGGGACACUAGCGAGUCUCGCGCUCAUGGGGCUCAAUUCGAUCGACUUGAGCGCGCUGUAUGGCGAGUCUGACUAUAAACCCGCGUUCGCCAAACAUCCGCUAGUGAAUCGUCCGAUCCUGCCGCUCAAAGUUCUUCCGUUUUACGAUUUAGGGGCCCGAGGUGCUGGGCCCGGGGAAGGACAUCUUUUAGAUCCAGCCAACAAGAGCAUCAUCAAUGAGAAGACGCAUCCGCUCCUUGCACAGCAUGUUGUUUCAGGGCAACCGAUUCUUCCGGCCACAGCCUACUUGGAACUGAUUCUCGAAGCAGGGGCCAACGUCCUUUGGGACAUCGAGUUCACGUCCAUGUACUCGCUUUCGGAAACCAGCGCCCCGCUGUCUCUGGAUAGAUCUGAUUCGAAAUGGGUCCUGCGUUCCACGAGAGACCAUGCUCGUGGGAUGAUGGACGAAUCCAUUCGCUCCGCUCCACCUGAUGAGCUUGACGUAGACGAAAUCUGGUCCCGACUUCCCGCGAUCGACAUUGAUGGGUUCUACGAAUCAAUUGCCGCGAACGUUCAAUUUGGACCAGCCUACCGGCGUGUAACGCGGUGCCACGGCUCGCCCUCGGAGGUUAUCGCGGAAAUCAGGGUGCCAACGACCGAGAAUGUCGAUGUGCAGGGCUGGUCCAACCAGUAUCGACUCCACCCGAUCCUUCUCGACGCGUGCAUCCACAUCCUCCUCCACCCUGCCAUCUCGAAAGAAUUCCCUGACCACGGAGGAGACAUGUAUCUCCCUGCGAAACUCCGUCGAUUCGUACUUUAUCCGGGCGUACAAUCGGAGACAGGUUCUUGGACUUCCCGCAUAAGGAGGUGUUCGUGGGCCCCGGGUGGGUUAUGUUUGACACUCACUUUCUACGCCCUGACCCCAAUCCCAGAUUGGAAAUCAUAUGAUAUCGUUAUCUUGGAUCAGACCGGACACGUGAUUUGUCAAUUCGACGAACUGGUCGUGCAGCGAUUGGCGAGGACACGGCCCGACGAGGAACUGAAGCGAUUUGAUCUGGUCAGGCAGCCAUGCUCUCUGGCCGUCAAUGAUAACAAUGAGUCGAUCUUGUACCAUGAUCUGCCGCCGGACGACGAGGGUAUGAUGGUGUAUGGCAUUCUGGAUGACCUGGCGGUGGGAUUGAUGAAGAGGUCGUUGUCGAAUGCUUCUUUGGUCAUUGGCCAGGAUAUUUCGCGCAAACGGUACCUGGACUACGCUCGCGAGUACGCGCAGCGCCAAGUGGGCACCUGCGUGCUUCAGAAAACUUUAUCUGGACGCACAAGAGAGCGAUUUGCGCCGUACUUUGAGGUGACAUUCCGGCUGGCUGAUGUACAUGAGACGGUGUUCGAGUCCCCCCAACGCGCCAUCGACGAAUUGUACUCGGAUGAUCUGAUGGCCCGGCUUUACAGUCGUGAAACGCAAAGCAGCAGGGUCUACGACGUUCUGCCAGGUUCCUUGGCUGCCAUUCUGAGCACAAUCGAGCAGCAAGGUAGGCGGUCGAUCAAGAUAUUAGAAGUUGGUGCAGGCACAGGAUUGCUUACACGAUUCGUCGUUGAGGCAUUGAAGCAGUUUCCGCACCUAUUGUGUGAAUAUACUGUUUCAGAUGCGUCCUUCGGGCUCGCUUCAGAACUGGCCCAAAAGCUCGACCACCCGAACCUCGUGCCUCGGGCGUACGAUCUCACCCUCCCGCCCACAUCCCAAGGACUCACCACCGGGUCUUUCGACAUCGUCCUCGCGCUGCACGUUCUCCACGCGGUACCACACACCAAAACGUGUCUGUCAGCACUCGAAACCCUGCUCAUCCCCGGUGGAUACCUCCUCGCAGUCGAGAUCGACGGCCGGGCCUGGGGCUCGGAAACGAAGCCCGGCUGCGCGUGGUUCGACUGCGUGUUUGGGUCGUUCCCUGAGUGGCUGAGUUAUGAUGACGGGCGCAGUCACUGUGCGAUGUCGCCAGACGAUUGGAUGACGCAGCUGGGUGAAGUCGGGUUCGUCAAUCGCCAGGUGAUGGCUGAGACCGAUGGACGGGGGUGCAGCUUCAUGUUCACCGCGCAGCGCAGCCGGAUCUGGGACCCGACGCCUGCUGAGCAUAUUGUACAGCCGAUGCCGUACUCGAUUGGACGCGAGAUGGAGCUACAGAGCCGGAUUGCGAAGUCGGCGUCACCAGAGGAACCGUUCGAGCUGUACAUCUCCGCAUCGGACGGGCCGGACGGAGAGGCUGCGCUGGGGCUUUGUAAUGCGCUUGCCCGCGAGUACCCGCUGUGGAGUAUCCGUCUGGUUGUGUUCGCGUCGCCAGAGCAGAUACUCAUCCCGGUGCGACUGUUCGAUCAGGGCGAGUCAGUCGUAUAUGUCAACGGUGCUGGAGACGUGUCGGUUCUGCGCAUGCUUCCCAUGGGUGCUCCUCCUGCCAGGCUGGAUAUCGGAUAUCUCUCCGAUCACGAGAUUCUCGCCUCACCGAUCGCUGCUGAGCGGAUCGCCUCGGGGUUAAUUCUCGUCGCGGCCUCCGUAAUGGACAGCCAUGACCCGGGCCUGUCAUCCGGGACGAUCGUGCUCGCUUUGGUCGACCAGGUUUCCAAGGAGAACGAGCUGCGUAUUCCAGCGCAGGCGGCAAUCCAGAUUGCCGGUGUUCCUGACCACGUGACUAUGAGAGCCACUGCGAAUGCGGUGAUUUCCCACUUUAUCGCCGACCAGCUCCCACGCACGCCGAAACAGUACGUCGUCGCUUCAAAACUUUUUGGCUCAGAUGUUCUCCUGCCCGACUGCGACGGGAUUGACCCAAAAACACCAGCUCCCAAGAGACACAUGGGUGGCCUGAUAACGGACUUGGAGACGCUUGCCGCGCAUCCGCACCUGAGGGAGUGGAUCACGCGUUCGGCAAAGCUCAUUGUUUGGGACCAGAUCCUGCGCGAAACUCUGCACGACGAUCCAGCGACUGUCGCUGAAACGCUGCGUUCCGCGUGGGAAGGACCGGGAUGCCGCGAGUUGACGACACCAGCCGCGUCACCGCUUGCCGCGUCGGACACGCAGCCGCUGUUCUCAUCUGACAAGUGGUACAUCCUUCUCGGCGGGAUCGGCGGGCUCGGCGCCGAUCUGGCACUUUGGAUGUAUCAGCACGGCGCGAGACAGAUCGCGCUCACGUCUCGCCGCGGAAUUGCGUCGCUGUCUGGCGACGAGGAAUCCUUGGCGAAGAUCGCGUGGAUGCAAACCCGAGGAAAUUUGGAACUACGGAUGGACGCGUGUGAUGCCACAUCCGAAAGAGUGCUCGCAUCUCUCACCGACAAACUCACGGAAACGCAUCCGAUCGGAGGAUGUAUCCAGCUCACGCUCGUGCUGUCCGACGCAACCUUCCAGUCACAAACGGCUGCCGGAUUCAAAACAGUGCGUGACUCCAAAGUCGGGGUGUUCGAUGCUUUCAGUCAUGUGGUGGAAGUACAUGCCCUCGACUUUUAUGUGGCGUUUUCAUCACUCUCGGGCCUAGUCGGGUUACCGGGACAGACAAACUACGGCAGCGCUUGCACAGAGCUGAACGCCAGAUUGGCGCCGUACCGCAAUGCAUUCUCGCUCAUCGUGCCGGGCAUCUUGAACGCGGGGUAUCUUGUGAGAAGGAAAUUACCAACACAUCAUCUGUGCUGA
Messenger RNA from Mycena citricolor, 6204 nucleotides. NCBI's taxonomy places the organism in Eukaryota, Fungi, Basidiomycota, Agaricomycetes, Agaricales, Mycenaceae. The record is from the annotation of a GenBank genome assembly.